AUGGAUGAAACACUUCCGGAUGAUCAGGCCAUUACGGUUCCAGUUCCUUCCGUUGAGAUAACUGUCGAGGACCAAUUCAAAGCUCUCUUGCUAAAAGAUAUCACUCAUUUUGUUUUUUUUGUUAGGAAAAUCAUAUCAAAAGCCUUUUAUGGCAGUGAGCAACAAAUUGAGUGGCUCAACGCUGUUAGGUGGGAUCUUGAUCGAACUGAAGACUUCAGCAAGAAUACAAGGAUUCGAGUCGUUGAGGUUGAUUUCCCUAAACCCCGUCCAGGUGCAGCUUUGGAGUUGUUUUGGAAGCCCGCUCGAGGGAUUAUUUUCCAGAAGGUUCAAGAGUAUACAUGGAUUUGUUUUUCUAUGGCUUACUAUUUCGGGCUUCCUCUUUUGCGAUAA
Messenger RNA from Penicillium robsamsonii, 390 nucleotides. RefSeq lists its product as uncharacterized. The coding region runs from base 1 to 390 and encodes 129 amino acids. Lineage: Eukaryota; Fungi; Ascomycota; Eurotiomycetes; Eurotiales; Aspergillaceae. The record is from RefSeq and is a predicted model, not a curated record. The transcript has 3 exons.